This is a messenger RNA of Orbicella faveolata, 2264 nucleotides long. RefSeq lists its product as uncharacterized. NCBI's taxonomy places the organism in Eukaryota, Metazoa, Cnidaria, Anthozoa, Scleractinia, Merulinidae. The record is from RefSeq and is a predicted model, not a curated record.
UUAUUAAAACAUUCUCGUCAUAGCAAUCUUCUCAAGUUCAAAAUGCGCUUUGCUUGAAUUUAUUGUUCUCUAUAUUUUCUUUCUGUAGCUUGCCGAGCGAAUAUGGAUCUUGGAUUCCUUAUCGACAGCUCCUACAACUUGCGACGAGUAGGGCGCGGAGCUUUCAGACUUCUUACACGUUACAUUGCAAGACUUCUUUACACGCUUCGCAUUUCCACUCAAGAGACCCGAGUCGGCAUGGUUACGUACGCGUCAAGACCCAGGCUCCUGUUCCGCUUUAACCGGUUUUUCAGGGCGUCUUCCAUGUUGUCGGCCAUACGAAGAAUUCGCCUUCAAAGGGGUCCUCUUAGGAUAGGAAAAGCUCUGUACUACGCUCGUAGGUACCUGUUCAGAAGAAGGCGUCAAUGUGGACGCAAGCGCGUUCUCGUGGUGUUUGCAAGUGCACGCUCAGUAGACAGAGUGCAAAGAGUGGGACGCGUUUUAAGGCGCAUGGGAAUUGAAGUGUUCGUUGUUGGCUUUGGUAGACGAUUUAGCAAGGCGCAGUUAUUCAAAAUCGCUACAAAUGGGCUGCACGUGUUCACGGCGACGCCGAGGACGUUGGCUGCAGUUCUGGGCGCCAUACGAGCUAAAGCAUGUUCAGUAACCGGAUCAGCAGCCGCCAGAGCUAUAUUCCCAUUUAACGGUGUGACAAGAGGACGAGAUAUAAGCAUCAACCGCAACACUGCUGCAAGACUUGUCAACGUCAAGCCUGCACCAGGCCCAGACGGCCUUCCUCUUGGAUCGUACUAUCUCCAGGGCAUCGCAAACAGCUACAUAUACUUUCCCAACAAGGGCUGCCUAGAUACAAAGAAUUCCCUCACCAUAGUGGUGUGGGUCUACCCUGAGGGCAGCGGACCGAUCUUCCACUUCUUCCCUCGCGGCUGGGGGGUACAUCUUUGGAUGAAGAAUCCGCGCACCCUACUGGUGAAGUUCGUGCCUAGGUCCUUGCAGACCAUCAGCGUUGUUACAAGCCGGCGAAUCAAACCGAAGGCCUGGAACUACAUAGCGGCAACCUACGAUUACGUCACUGGUUUGGCCACUCUGUGGAAUGAUGCCAUACCUAUAUCUCAGAGGAAUAUUGGAAAGAUCCAACUGGCGACUAACUACCCAGCUAUAUCAGGGAAAAAGCCAAGAGAUCGAAAGAUUUUCCGUGGCCGGAUAGCAUGUCUUCAGAUUUACGAUCGAGCAUUGAAUGGGAGACAACUCGGAGCUCUGAAAAAGAAGUGUUUCAGAGCUCGACCCACGCCUACUCGUCCACCACCAGCUCUUCCACUUCUAGUCGCUGUUUAUCCACUGGACAGAAUUAAUGGCGGCCGUGACAUCAGCCCACGAAAAUGCCCGACCGCAAGGCGAGUUGGCGUGAGAAUCGCCCCAGGUCCAGACGGACGAAAAGACGGAUCCACCCAAUUCUAUGGCAACCGCAACAGCUACGUCGAAAUCCCGAACAACGGCAAACUUGACACCGUGGCCUCCAUUUCCAUUCUGACCUGGGUUUAUCACGAGGACAUCAAAGGUCCUAUCGUCAACUACAGACCAGGUCCCGGAUGGGGCGUUCACUUGUGGAUGGUUGGACCACGCACGUUAUUUGCACGGUUCGUCCGCAGGGAUGGAGUGUUUACCAAAGCAGUGGUCGUCACGAGCAGAAAGAUACGGUACAGAGCCUGGAAUUACAUCGGUGCUACAUACGACUACAAGAGUGGUGUUGCCAAACUAUGGGUGAACUCGAGGUUGCUUGUGGUGAAGAGUAUUGGACGAUUCCGAUUGGCUACGAACUAUCCAAUCAGAAUUGGUGCGCGUCGUGGUGACAAACGGUACUUCAAGGGAAGGAUUUUCUGUGUGCAAAUCUACAGUCGUGCGCUAAACCGGAAACAAAUUUUGGCGGCUAGUAAAACGUGCUUCAGGCCGUUGCCUACAACUAAACCGAUCCCAACCACGACACCAAAACCGAUAACGAUACCUACAAGGCCGCGAGGUAAGAUUAAGAUCCAAGACCGACUAAUUAAUGCAAGGGAAGAACUGGUUGAACGGGUAACAGAAGUCCUCUUAACAAUUAAGGAGACUUCUGUAUCACCAAUAGGCUAUUUCCGAGCUACCUUGUGUUUCUGUUUCAAAACGAUUCUUCGUGCAAAACCUUUCAUGUGAAAAUUAGUUUGAUUUGCGGAAUCGGAACUGACGUAUUAAGGUUAUUCUCCAGUAUUGCAUUGCGCAUCCUUACUGCGCAUAAU